CAUUGACGAGUGCGAGACCAUCCCUGGGGCCUGCAAGGGAACCAUGAAAUGCUUCAAUCACUACGGGGGCUAUCUGUGCCUGCCUCGCUCAGCCUCCAUUAUCACCCACAACGACGUGCCCCCCAACAACGAAGCUGACGCAAACCCCCCCCAGGUCACGCUGGAGGCCGGCUCUCAUCCACAGGUCCCCGCCGGGGGCUCCAACCCCUGUUCGCAGGGGUACAGCCUCAACCAGGAGGAGCAGUGCGUAGACAUUGACGAGUGUGAGCUGGAUAUUCACAGCUGCCAACCGAGUCAGGAGUGUGUCAAUACCGAUGGCGGGUUCAACUGCAAAUGCCCAGAGGGUUACCGCCUGGUUGGCACGGAGUGUAUCGACAUCAACGAGUGUCGCUUUCGGUACUGUCAGCAUCGGUGUGUGAAUUCCCCCGGGUCCUUCACUUGUCAGUGUGAGCCUGGUUUCACCUUGGGGAGAGAUAACCGUUCCUGUGUCGACGUGGACGAGUGUGCGAUGGGAGCGCCGUGCGAGCAACACUGCUUCAACACCUACAGCUCCUACGUGUGCCGCUGCGAGCAGGGCUACGAACUCAGUGACAACGGGCAAAGUUGCAAAGAUAUCGAUGAAUGCAGUUACUCCAAUUACUUGUGUCACUAUCAGUGUGUGAAUGAACCAGGCAGCUUCUCCUGCGUUUGCCCUGAUGGGUACCAACUGCUGGGCACCAGAAUCUGCCAAGAUGUGAACGAGUGUGAGACAGGUCAGCACCAAUGUACCGAGGAGCAGAUGUGCACCAAUGUGUAUGGCGGUUUCCGGUGUGUGCCGAAGAACCAGUGCCAGGAGCCCUAUGUGCAGGUGUCGGACAACCGCUGCGUGUGCCAUUCAGCCAGGCCAGGAUGCCAGGACAAACCCACCUCGAUUGUUUACCGCUACAUGAGCAUCACAUCAGAGAGGAGUGUCCCCUCCGACAUCUUCCAAAUUCAGGCGACCAGCAUCUAUCCCGGAGCCUACAACACCUUCCGCAUCAAAGCGGGAGAUGAGAACGGGGAUUUCUACAUCAGGCAAAUGAACAACAUCAGUGCGAUGCUGGUGCUGGCCCGGCAAAUGACAGGCCCCCAGGAUUUUGUGGUGGAUUUGGAAAUGGUGACUGUGAACCCUGUCAUGACUUACCAGUCAAGCUCCGUCCUCAGGCUGACCAUUUACGUGGGCGCCUACCCUUUCUAGGUGGGCUACCCUGACCGCUCCGGCACCCCCUGCCCCCGCCUUGCCGUCCAAGGAAUCCUCUCUCGUCUUAACGCAGACCCAAAACACGGCGUUGAAAGCGGUUUUUGCAAACAGACGUACCUUAUGUUUAAAGCCUCCGUCUCUUCUUGUUCUUCGGUGGGCGACUUGGCAGAGUUAGCACUACCCACUUCCUUCGCGGCGGCGGGAACGUGCCCCCCAGGGGGCAUUUUAAGGGGUGACGUGUUUGUCGCGAGGCCCUGUGAUACCGGACAUAACAGAAAAAAAAUAAACCCGCUCUCUGGUGAAA
This is a messenger RNA of Rhincodon typus (whale shark), 1523 nucleotides long. RefSeq names its product EGF-containing fibulin-like extracellular matrix protein 2. The transcript is spliced from 8 exons. The coding region runs from base 44 to 1216 and encodes 390 amino acids. The record is from RefSeq and is a predicted model, not a curated record. Gene Ontology annotation, molecular function: calcium ion binding. NCBI's taxonomy places the organism in Eukaryota, Metazoa, Chordata, Chondrichthyes, Orectolobiformes, Rhincodontidae.